Molecule: messenger RNA, 1379 nt
Organism: Mauremys mutica (yellowpond turtle)
Lineage: Eukaryota; Metazoa; Chordata; Testudines; Geoemydidae
Gene: CBX3
Product: chromobox 3
Exons: 7
Coding region: 223-849 (208 amino acids)
Biological process (GO): chromatin organization; negative regulation of transcription by RNA polymerase II
Cellular component (GO): pericentric heterochromatin; nucleus
Molecular function (GO): chromatin binding
Source: RefSeq, a predicted model, not a curated record
CGUGAAUUGGGCAGCGCCCCAAAUCCCUUGCAGCUGGGCUCGUGUUUGGUGUAACUGCAGAGGUCCUGCCCCCCGCCCAGCGUCGCCACCGCUGCCCGCCUUUAGCAGCCACCCCAGCUGAAGGGAAGUGGCGGCGUUGGGCGGGAGAAAAGGGAGCUGAGCCCGGGGAUCUCUAGUGGGUGCCUCUCCCCCGAGUAAAAGCUCUGCAAGUCUGCAAUAAAAAUGGCCUCCAAUAAAACUACAUUGGUUUCUAACCAGGAGUCUGAAGUUGGUGGCACUUGGGAAGGACUAAUUAGGAAAAGGAGCCUCAAGGAUUAUCACAAAAUGGGAAAGAAACAGAAUGGCAAAGGUAAAAAAGUUGAAGAAGCAGAGCCUGAAGAAUUUGUUGUGGAGAAAGUCCUGGACAGACGUGUAGUGAAUGGGAAGGUUGAAUACUUCUUGAAAUGGAAAGGAUUUACAGAUGCUGACAACACAUGGGAGCCUGAAGAAAACUUAGAUUGUCCAGAGUUAAUCGAAGCCUUUCUGAACUCCCAGAAAGCUGGUAAAGAAAAAACAGACGGUGGUAAAAGAAAAUCUUUAUCAGAUAGUGAAUCUGAUGACAGUAAAUCAAAGAAAAAGAGGGAUUCUGUUGAUAAACCAAGGGGAUUUGCAAGAGGUCUUGAUCCUGAGCGGAUAAUUGGAGCCACAGAUAGCAGCGGAGAACUUAUGUUUCUCAUGAAAUGGAAAGACUCGGAUGAGGCAGACUUGGUGCUGGCCAAAGAAGCUAACAUGAAAUGUCCUCAGAUUGUAAUUGCUUUUUAUGAAGAGCGACUAACUUGGCAUUCGUGUCCGGAAGAUGAAGCACAAUAAUCAUUUACAUUGCUUUUUUAUAUAUAUAUGAAUAUUAAAACCUGGAUUUUGAUUUUAUUCUUUGAUUUAUUAGCAAUGUGAGAAACCUCUACAUUCUAAUGAGAAUUGAGUUUGAUAUGUUUUUUGAAGUAGUGUGUUUUGCAUCAACAGCAAGUAAAUAAAGGCUUUCUGCAACUGGCUUCAUUAAUGACAGGAAAGCAUUUGAUACUAUUUCCUCCAUCUUCGGUAAAGGCUUUUAUAAACCUUCAUGAUCCUCCAUAGUUAUUACUGAAUCAUAACAAAUGUUUAAACAAACUCACAGAUGUUUUAUAGUCUUCUAUGCUAUUGAUGUGCAUGUAUCUUCUUUACCCCAACCUAGCCCUGUAAUAUGUAGAACCAUUCUUUUUAGUAUUUGAGGUAAUGUAGUCCCAAAGAGACCAGGUAAAAAUUAACUUUGUAGUAAUUUGAAUGUUAUCAUACUGUAUAUUGUUUACUUUAUUGUAAAUACUGGUGAACAGUGGUCAAUAAAAUAGUUUUAUAUUCUUCCUUUA